AUGGCAUCACAAAAGUCAAAGUCCUCUGAUCUUUCUGAUCUUCCCAAGCACUUCCACGAAGAUGAAGAUCACUUAUCCCAAGAAUGCAAGGAUCUCAUUGCAAAGUUACCCAGUGAAUUGACCCUGAUCAACAUGCCACUCCAUCAAUACAAUGGUUUCUGGCUCUCCAAAAAGCAUAUUCAAGGAAUCUUAAAUUUUCAGAAUCACUACCAAGCUCAUGAUUCUGACACCCUCCUUGUCACCUUCCCCAAAUCUGGCACCACGUGGCUCAAAGCCCUUACCUUCUCUAUUCUCAAUCGUAAGACCUAUGAUCCAAAUCCAGCCCAAACUCACCAUUCUCAUCAUCCUCUCCUCACUGCUAGCCCUCAUGAUCUUGUACCUUUCAUAGAGUAUUACGAUGAUCUUCAAAAGCCCAUGGCUAUUCGAGACUCGUUCUCAUCGUCACCGAGACUCUUUGCAUGUCAUGUCCCAUAUGUUUUGUUGCCAGAGUCUGUGAAGCAGUCUAGAUGUAAGAUUGUGUACUUAUGUCGAAACCCUAAGGACUUUUUUGUCAAGGAGUGA
Prosopis cineraria is the source of this 561-nucleotide messenger RNA. RefSeq names its product cytosolic sulfotransferase 15-like. The coding region runs from base 1 to 561 and encodes 186 amino acids. Gene Ontology annotation, molecular function: sulfotransferase activity. The transcript is spliced from 2 exons. The record is from RefSeq and is a predicted model, not a curated record. NCBI's taxonomy places the organism in Eukaryota, Viridiplantae, Streptophyta, Magnoliopsida, Fabales, Fabaceae. Gene Ontology annotation, biological process: sulfation. Gene Ontology annotation, cellular component: cytoplasm.